AUGCAGCUCAAGUGCAAGCAAUGCAUCAGGCAUCGAUUCUCCUGUGAAUGGCCAGAUAAUGAAGCCUUGCAGCGCAAGAAACCUUUAAUACAGCCGGCCCUGACAGACCGGCAUAUAGCAUGUGCCAAUUCUCUGGUCCUGUCGCAACAAGACCGGCGUUCCCUGGAGUACUUCCCAUCGUCCACCGUCUAUUGCUAUUACGAUUUUUUUGAAUGGGGCGCUUUGCAAUACCUCGUCAAGGUAAUAGCUCCUCGCAGCAAGCUGCUUACGCGGAUGAUUCUUGCUCUGGCUGCUAGCGAGAUGCACAAAUGCGGCUUGAGUGAGAAUAAUAACCCAGUCGAUGAUGGUCUGCUCCAUUAUACACAAGCGCUUCAAGAGCUUUUCAAGGAUCUCUCAGCCCCAACCCAAGAGGAUCCCGUCGAUGCGAAGCUGGCCACGUUGGUCUUUAUGAUUCACUACGAACUCCAGUUCACAGGGUCUCUCGACCGAGUGCAAAUUCACCUACGAGGUUUCUGGGCACUAAUCAGCAAUCACUCCCUCUUCGAAAAGCGACAUACGCAAUCGAGGAAUCUUCUCACGGAAGUUUCCAAUCCCCAAUAUCUCGACAUAGCAGCCACAAGCCUCGGAGUUUCUUCUUCUCUUUUACAAUUACUCCUCAGCUCCGACAACCCGGCUCUCAGUCCAAUGCGUCUGUAUCAGCUAUCGCGACUCGGCGGACCCGUUGAGCUGGGGUGGCUAGUGAUGCUGGCUCGUUUUGCUAUAUGGGAUUUGAGUUCAGCUCACAAACCGGAAAGUACCGAGUCUUUGUCAAUAUUAGACCAUCUGCUGGAUCUGCGGGAGAGAUAUUGUGACCUUCUACACAUCGCCGACGAGUCCCCCAACAGCCGGUGGACAUGCAAUGUGGAAGUAAUCACGCGAUUCGCAGCCUUCUAUUGGGCCAACAUACUCUUCUACUGCCGCAUGCUCAACGACCGAACCGCCCAAAACGACCUUCACAGAGAGGCGAUAUGCAAAAUCACCAAUCUCCUGUACUAUCGCCACAAGCAGGACGGCGAGUAUCGGAAACAGAGCCGCGUAGUCUGGUGUACUUUUAUGGCUGCUGUCGAGACGCAUGAUCCUGUUCAUCGGGACUGGCUGGUAGCGAGACUGGCAGAUGUUCGUAAUGUGUCGGUUGAGUUACGUGCAACAAGAGAAUAG
This is a messenger RNA of Talaromyces atroroseus, 1197 nucleotides long. RefSeq lists its product as hypothetical. NCBI's taxonomy places the organism in Eukaryota, Fungi, Ascomycota, Eurotiomycetes, Eurotiales, Trichocomaceae. The record is from RefSeq and is a predicted model, not a curated record. Bases 1 to 1197 code for a protein of 398 amino acids. The transcript is spliced from 5 exons.